GCCGUGAAGUGCCGGCUGGGGGAGCCCGGGAGCCAAUCGCCCCGGAGGAAAGCGUGUCGCUUCUGCUCGGGCGACGGAGGCACGCCCCAGCCAGCGGUCGGGGCCAGAGUCCGGGGAGCCUAGUGCUAAGUCCCAGGGCGAAAGAGGCUCCGGGGCGCGCGCCGCCGGUGUUGCGCGCUCGAGGCGCCCUGGCCGGGGGGAUGCCCCUGUGCGGGCUCGGCGACUAGCCCGACCGCUUGGUGCAUGGCCCAGCUAUGGAGGUGGUGGACGAGACCGAGGCUCUGCAGCGCUUCUUCGAAGGUCAUGAUAUUAAUGGAGCUCUUGAAGCAUCAAACAUUGACACCAGCAUCUUGGAAGAAUACAUCGGUAAAGAGGACUCACAAGAUAUUUCUGAUUUAGAUUCCAUCUCUGAAAUUCCAGCCUCAGCCGGUUAUCCUCAUACUCAGCCUGCCACUGUCAAUGCAUCUGUCUCCAGUAUUGGUCAUGUAAUUACUUCUGUACCCAGUGGCAACUUCCAUCAUGGUCCCCCAAGCACCCAAGUCCCAGUCCGUCAUGGUCUCCAUCCUGGCCCUUCAAGCAGUCAAGUUCCAAUACGGCACGGUCCCCCCUUGCCAAAUCCAUGUGGGUCCAGUUACAGUGCUCAUCUCAACUGCAAUAACAACAAUGGCAUGGUAGUACCCAAAGGGUUUCUCAGUGGCCACUGUCUGUCUAACAUUCCCCCUCCAAUCAAAUCAGAAGCCUCCUACACAUCUGGCACUUUACCCGACUCUCCCCCAGACUCCGGAUCCGAAGCUUACUCCCCUCAGCAGGUGAAUGAUCCUCACCUUCUUCGAACUAUGACUCCUGAGAAUAUGUGUCAAGUUACUCCCCCUUCACGGUUAGAGCAUCCCCCACCCCCUCCGCCUCCUCCACCCCCACCCCACCUUCAGGGACUGCCACCACCUCCUCAUCCACACCAGCAGCACAGCCAUCACUAUCCCAGCAUGCAACGGGACAUGUACUCGAAGGCUGAGCCUCUGAUGCCACAAUUCACUAUAGGACAAGGCAUGUCACCUGGUGACCUCCAUCAUGCUCAGCAGUCGCAGAUGCUUCAUCAGCUACUUCAACAACAUGGAGCAGAACUUCCAGUGCACCCCGCCAAGAAGAGAAAACACUCGGAAUCACCAUCAAACACUCUCAAUGCCCAGAUGUUCAAUGGAAUGAUAAAACAGGAACCAGGCACAGGGUCUGUGCCCCUUAACCCUGACAGAGUUCAGACACCUCCCUGGCAUCAGCAGGGGGCACUCUCCCCAGGACUGAUUCAGGAUAAUGACAGCUUGAACAGCUCUUCCUAUUUGGAUCCCAACUACCAAUCUAUAAAAUGGCAGCCACAUCAGCAGAACAAGUGGUCCACUCUGUAUGAUGCCAACUAUAAAGAGCUACCUAUGCCCACAUACCGAGUGGAUGCAGAUAAAGGCUUCAAUUUCUCUGUGGGAGACGAUGCUUUCGUGUGCCAGAAAAAAAACCACUUCCAAGUCACCGUGUACAUUGGUAUGAUUGGAGACCCCAAAUAUGUCAAGACUCCUGAGGGUCUGAAGCCACUUGAAUGCUUCUAUCUGAAACUGCAUGGGGUGAAGUUGGAAGCAUUAAAUCAAUCAAUCAACAUAGAACAGUCACAGUCAGAUCGCAGCAAAAGACCUUUUAAUCCUGUCAUGGUCAAUUUGCCUCCAGAGCAAGUCACAAAGGUCACAGUGGGGCGGCUGCACUUCAGUGAGACCACGGCCAAUAACAUGAGGAAGAAGGGGAAGCCUAAUCCUGAUCAAAGAUACUUCAUGUUGGUUGUGGCUUUGCAAGCUCACUCUCAGAACCAAAACUACACUCUGGCUGCUCAUAUCUCAGAGCGCAUCAUUGUUAGACAAAGGGCCGGUUCGGGGGUAAAACACAAACAGAGGGCAGACGGGGACCCCGGAGUCUGCAGACAAGCUUCUAAUCCAGGUCAAUUUGAGAGUGACAGUGAUGUACUUUGGCAACGCUCUCAGCUACCUGACACUGUCUUUCACCAUGGCCGAGUUGGCAUCAACACAGACCGACCUGAUGAAGCCUUGGUUGUCCAUGGCAAUGUAAAAGUUAUGGGUUCCCUUAUGCAUCCGUCAGACAUCCGAGUAAAAGAUGAUAUCCAAGAGGUAGACACCACAGAACAACUGAAGAGAAUCUCCCGUAUGCGGCUGGUGCACUAUAAUUACAAGCCAGAGUUUGCUGCCACUGCUGGCUUGGAGAAUACAACUGAGACAGGUGUUAUUGCUCAAGAGGUGAAGGAAAUUCUUCCAGAAGCAGUAAAAGAUUCUGGGGAAAUAGUCUUUACCAGUGGGAAAAGUAUUGAGAAUUUCCUUGUGGUAAAUAAGGAGCGGAUUUUCAUGGAAAAUGUUGGGGCUGUGAAGGAGCUCUGCAAACUGACUGACAACCUGGAAAACCGGAUCGAUGAACUAGAGAGGUGGAGUCAUAAACUGGCCAAGCUCAAAAGGUUGGACAGCAUGAAGUCAACUGGUAGCUCUGGAGCAUUCAGCCAAGCUGGGAGUCAGUUCAGCCGUGCAGAAAGCAUGCCGCAUAAAAAGAGGCCCCCAAAAGUGGCAGGCAAGGCUCCCACACAAGGUGUCAAAGACCAAGCUUGCAUCAGCCAACGUUUUCUGCAAGGUACCAUUAUUGCUUUGGUGAUCAUCAUGGCAUUCAGUGUGGUGUCCAUGUCUACACUCUAUGUGCUAAGCUACCGCAGUGAGGAAGACCUUGUGGAUAUUGAAGGGUCCAAUCAGAACAUAGAUAAAAAUAAGGUGACAUUUUCCACUACUGCAUCAUCAAAUACCCCCAACAAUGCUUCCCCUUCAGAGAAUGCCACAACCCAUGUACCUGACUUGUCCCCUGCCUUGCCUGCCUAUAACAUAGUAGUCUGUUUCAACCCACCUUGUUUUUCUACCUGUUGUUCUUCUGUUCUCAACAACAUAUCUACCCCUGGACCUUCUGGGACCACUACAGUUGCCACCAACCGGAUAGACCAAAGCUUCUUGUCACUCCUACCAGUGACAAACAUCAAAGCCAAAUCGAGGGGGAUCACCGGCAAGACAGCUUCCCACACAAAAUGGCCAAAGACUGCUGACCGAUCACGGGGCUUUGGGGGUCCCAAUGCCAGUCCCUCUUCCCUCUUCACCAAUAUCCAGGGCAAGUCCAAAUAUGUUGCCAACCUUCCCCUCACAUACAACAGCUUUCCUUCCGAUCGGACAUCACGGCAGCGACGGAGCAUCAGCCAACCAAAUGCUAAAGAGCUUGGCAUCGCAAGAACCAAGCAUAAUGAAACAGCUCCUGUGCUCCAGUCUGUGUCACUAUUGGAGGCAAAUGUGGUCAUCUUACCCCAGGCCUGUGCUACAGGGGACGACUGCAGGACUGGAAAUAUCACUUAUCGCAUUCCCAUCAGCAAAUUUACAUCAGUGAACACAAAUCUUACUUUGGAAAUGAAUGCUUCCUCAGCUGUAUCUGGCUAUCUUUGUAAUCUCACAUCCAACAGUCCUUGUCUGCAGACUGAAAAUGACCUAGACAGCUUGUCUAAUGCAACAUAUAUUCAGGGAACAACAUACCGCUGGCCUGUGGUCAUGAUGCCAUUCCAGGAAUUUACUUACCAUUUCCGAUUAGCUAGGCCUGGCCAAGCUAACUGCAGUACCCCUGUGGAGCAGAUGGGCUCUCUCUUUAAUGACUACUAUUUCCAGUUUUAUUGGCUCUGUGAAUGAGUCUCGGGAACACCUGCACACUUUUGAUAGAAGCAGAAAAACGAUGGGCUCCAAGACUCACUUGACUGAAUACUCUCUUCAAAGAACACUACGCCCUGACUAGUUGCUUCUAAUCAAUAAUCCCUUCCUUUGGGUCCGAGUUACUUUGGUUUCCUUCCUAGCAGAUGGAUGUUAAUCUUAGAAUGUCAUACUUUGGGAAGGAAUAGUGCCACAAGCAAAACAAGGAAAUACAGAGGCAUUUUGUUUUCUUGAUUUGCUGUAGGAUGCUAGAAUUCCUCUGGCCUCUCUGAGUACACUGGAUUUUAUAAUUGUAGGCUUGACCAUGCUUGUGUUCAGUCUAUUUGGACAUCUCAGAACUGAAAGAUAUGGCUUGACUGGAAACAAAUCUUGGUGCCCAGAAAGUCAAUGAAGCAGCUUUUUAAUGCAUAUUUCUUACCAAUGAUGUUAGAAGUCCUAUUCUAAAAUGGAAACACUGGAUCUGUCUGAAAAGGAAUUCUAUCUAGAUGUGUUGCAAGUCGUACACUGGAAUUUUCAACUUUUUAGCUGGCAGUCAGAUGCUUCUCUUUAAAGCUAUGCUUGGCAGAAAUCCUGGUGACACUGGAAUUCAGGGCUGAUAGUUGUUUUCAAUAGCAAUAACCAAUGGAAAAGCUAUGGGGUUUACCUCUCACUUCUUCCUUCUUUUAUCUUACUAUAAAUUUGUUAUUUGGCAGACAACAAACCUCAAGGACCCUGCAAAAGCCACUCUCAGGCAGGUCACAUUUGUACCCAAAGUGCCUUCUUUUCAGGACUGGAUGAAGAUGCUUCUCAAGAAGAUAGCUCUCUUCUUCAAAUAUACUUGAGAAAAUAGCCCCUGGGCUCUACAACUGGACUUCACAAUGCUGGUAUCGAAAAAGCAUUGACUGAAACCUUUUAAAUCCCACUGUCACUGCCAAAAAUACAUUCAUCCCAAAGAGAAUAUGGAAAAACUUAUAAGUAUUAACCCUUGUGCCAGAAACCAGGAAAAGACAGCCACCAGAAGCAACGUGCUAAAAAUAUCUACACUGAUUUUUUUUUUAAUUCCCUAGGGGUCACAGGGAUUCUCUAUGAGGUAACAAACAAAAUACCUUUCUUCAUUCUAGCCUUUGAAUAGUCUUCAUGUUUCAGGUAAUUUACUGUUACAAGAUUUUAAUUUGCUAAACCACUUGUGGUGGGGUUUUCACCAAAAAAAGAAAAGAAGCAGCAGCCAACAUUCAAGUCAAUUAUUGAUAGCCUUGUCUCUCAUAGGAAACCAAAGUGAAAUCCACACUGACUGCCAACCUGAGCCAAGAUUUUGAAUUAGGUGCUGAGAUAAGUCAGAUAUAUAAGCACAAUGUCAAGAUAUCAGCCUUUUGCGCUCAAUUCAAAGACAAAUGAGUUAGGUUGGUUCAGGCACUGGCCAUUUCUUUCUAAAAUAGUUAAAAGUUGAUUUAUGUAGGGGCAACAACAGUUGCAUCUAGAACAAGGAGGUAAUCUGAUGGGGAAAGUAAGAAGCUGCUGGUUCAGCUCUCUCAACCAGAAUGAAAUUACUGUAUAAAGAAUAUAUGAAAAGAAGACUUCCUGCCUCUGACAUAUUCCAGCCAUCCAGCACUACAAGCUUUUAAAUUGGAUUACUGUAGUUAAAAAUGACUAAAGUAGACCUUGGCUAUUGGUAUUUUUUAAGCAUUGGUGUGUUUGCGAAAACAUACAAUAGAGUUGCCUGCAUUCUUUGGUGGAACUGCCACAUUAUUAAUUUAUCUAUUACCAGGUAGGCAUACUUUUUAGGCUAUUACCAGUGAUGCAUAUUUGACACUGCAUUGUAAAUGCUAAAAAUCGCACUUCUCAAGAGAAAAACAAUAGCUAAAAAUAGUUUUAUGAGAACACUUCUAAUAAAUGUAUUAAUAUGUAUGCUAACCUAGCAGUUCGAAAGCAUGCAAAUUUGAAUAAAUAGGUACCAUUUUAGUGGGAAGGUAACAGCAAUCUGUGUCUCUCAGUCAUGCUGGCCCCAUGACCACGGAAAUGCUGGCCCCCUCAGCUACUGUAGGAAACAGAGAUGAGCGCCACCCCCUAGAGUCGGACACAACUGGACAGGAGAAACUUUUACCUUUACCUUUAACCUGUUUUCACAAAAUAAUGUACCGGUCUAAUUGUUCUUCAGGAUGCUUUAAAGCAAGUGGUACUUAUGGAUGCAAUAUAAAAUUAAUUCAUUGUUAAUGAUUGACAUCUUUCUUUGGGACGCUGUAUGUGUUGCGUGACCAAAAAUAGCUCCUAAAGAAAAACAGCAGUUAGGUAUUACUAUUCAUUGGGGGCAGCGAUGAUACACUUGAUGAUAUAGGGAGAAGACAAAAAAGUUUUAGUUAGGUCCACUCAGAGAAAACAGACAUGUAAAGAAUGGCAUGGCUGUCAUUACUAGUACUUGCCACCAGGUGGCAAUGUUGCACAAGAAAGAAUUAAUGAUCAGUUUUUGUAUACAGAUACAGUAAGAGCUCUAAGGAGCAAACAGUCAUGAAGUAGGAAAUCUUUUAAUACAUACAGUAUUUAAUUUGGCACUUAAUUUCAGAUAACUAACAUUAACUCAAACUGGGAUUGUAAUUUAUUGAUGUCAUUACUAUAGGUUUUAAACAUUGAAGAUAAUAUAUAUUUUAGGUAAGGCUCUCUGGCAAAAAAAAAAAAAAGUUUAAACUGUAGUCCUGUACUCAACAUUCACUGAUGAGUAGCAGAAAGAAAUCAAUUAGAGUUCAGCAAACUUCCAUAAGGAUGUACUGCUAAGCACUGCUUAUUGAAUGAUUGCACUGAUUGGCGUUUCAGUGCAGAAUUGAGCUUCAGUUAUUAUGAAGACAGCUGUUGCCUGUACUUCUCUAGGCCAUCCUUGGUAGCAUUAGCUUCUCUCUUCACCCACUGUUCUGUUUUCCUCUUUCCCUCUACAUUCUUUUUUUCUUCUCCUCUUCCUCCUCCUCAGUGCCUUAGUUUGGAUAUAAUUGUAAUAGAACCAAUGUAAAGGAGAAUAGAGGAAAAUAUUGUACAUUUUAACAUGAUUUUGUUUGGAGUCUUUUUCCUCUAAACACACACUAGUGCUCAUAAUAACAAGAAAAUGAUGAACCCAUGGGCCAGAUAAAAUCUUUCUUUUAUGGUUAUUCUUGGGAUGCUGACCAUUUAAUCAUGUAAGCAUUUAUCAGGGACCAGUAUGAGAUGAAACAAAAUGCUUAAAAAACCAUGGAGGGUUUGUUUUUUGGAACUAUUCUUUUUAAUUCAUGAUUUUGUCCAUCCUUAUUCAUUUGCAUUCAGCCAUUGCUAAAAUUUAAUUCUUGUUUAUCAUUGAUGAGUACAAUUGUAGUCAUUUAGACCUGCUUCAAAGCAGAUUUUAUCUUUCUAGAACCAGUCAUGCAAGUAUCCAACACCCUUCCAGCUUCCUAUUAUCUAAGCAAUGAAAUGCAAAUCAAGAUACACAUUUACACCCCCUCACAACCCUGCUUACCACCUGCUAUUGGCCUGUCAUGACCACGCUUCUGAAGGUAAUGUAAGAACUGCUGUCAUUCUAGAGGCUUGCAUCAAUCCUGGCAUUUUUCCAUGUCAGGGUUAAACUCUUCCAGCUUCCCACAUAGUGGGAUCUUCCAAUGUUAUUCCAGCCAAAUGGAAAGAAGUCCUGCAAUGGUGCCCGUUUAGUUAAAGAAGUGCAAGUAGUAACUCAUAGAAAUGGAAGAAUUCCUUGUUCCUUUUGAUUCCAUCUUAGCUCUAGUAUGGCUCUUCUCAGCAGCAAGGUGCCAAAAUACUCUCUUAUUACAAGUAGUAAGAAAUCUUUAAACCCUUAGUUAAGAGCUAUUCAUUUAAAAACAAUCUGAUGAGGACAUUCACAUUUUCCUGACUAUCCCUUUGCCUACUCCUCAGUACUGAUAUAAAUAGCUAACUCACCACUGUUAUCUAUCCUGAUCAAGGUGAGGCAGCAAAGACAAAAUGACAUCAGAAAUAAAAUGACCAAUCACUUUCUUCUCCCAGUCGAUCCAAUGGAAUUGGAGAGAAGGUAUCUGUGUUUAUAUAUAAGUAUGCAUGUAUAUAUGUAUGUGUGUGUAUGCAUACACACAAGCACACAUAUACAUAUAUCAAAUCUUUUUAUUGGCAAAUUCACAUCAAAGUUUUCUCUGGUAUGCAUAAUCUUUUAUAACAAGUAUUGCUCUUUAUAUUACAGGUUUCAUUGUUUUAUAAUGCUGUAACACUGCGUCUAUAAUAUCUCUAUUGUCUCAAAAUGCUUCAAAGUAUCAAGUGUGGGAGAGAAAAUUAGCCAAAAAAUCAUAGCAAAUUAAUAACCAUCAACGUCUCAGUUAUUAGCAUAAUCACAUAAACUGGACCUUUUGACCAUACAAUCUUUACUCAUCUUGUCUCGGAACAUUCCUUCCCAUUUGUGUUACAGACUUCUGAAAAGCAAAAUAGUGAUUAACAACUGUAUCUGUUCCUGUCUAAUAGAGACAGGUUAAGAGAUGGUGCUUCCUGCUUAGAUGGUAGCUCACCUUUCUAAGAGCUAAAAUUCUAACUGUGCCUCUUUAGACAUUUGGAGGAACAGAAAGAAAAAACAAGGGUGGAAAUGGAGCCAGCUUUUAAAGUUUGGCUAUUCUGAAGGUUAGGAAUGAUUUCUCAAAAGGAAAAUCCAUACACUUUUUGUAUUUUUAUUAUUGUUAAAGCUUAAAGCCUGUAUAUAAAUAUUUUAUGCCAUCACUGUGAGCCUUAAGGAAUAUAAAGCACUAAUUGUUUUGUUUAAAAGUUGCUACCACAGCUUUAAUCAUUGUAUAUUGUCCACAAUUUCAAAGUCAUAUACUUAGUGAAUACUAUGUUAAUGUUUUAUUAUUAUUUUAGUUUGGUGGAGAAUAAGUGGUUGCUUUUUCUUCUACCACCUGCUUUUUCAAUUUGUAUUUAUAUUUUGUUCUUGUUUUUGGAGUUCUGGUGGUCAGGAUUCCUCUACUUUUGUUUGCUUAUCUAGAGCCUAAUUCUUAAGAAAUGUACCUGUAUAAAUAAAUACCCAAGUAUACUACUUUGUA
Molecule: messenger RNA, 8773 nt
Organism: Thamnophis elegans (Western terrestrial garter snake)
Lineage: Eukaryota; Metazoa; Chordata; Lepidosauria; Squamata; Natricidae
Gene: MYRF
Product: myelin regulatory factor
Exons: 27
Coding region: 255-3752 (1165 amino acids)
Biological process (GO): positive regulation of DNA-templated transcription; central nervous system myelin maintenance; protein autoprocessing
Cellular component (GO): nucleus; endoplasmic reticulum membrane
Molecular function (GO): sequence-specific DNA binding; DNA-binding transcription factor activity
Source: RefSeq, a predicted model, not a curated record